CCCUCUCUCAGGCCGAAGGAAGGGGAGAGGAGAAGAAGGGGAUCCGGCCCUCUCAUAACCCCCCCCUCACCCCCGGCUGGAGAAGGGAGAGGAGGAGAAAAGGGACGACGAGGGGAGAGGGAUCAAGCCGUCACAUCACAUCAGGCUGAAGGGAGAGGAGGAGGAGAAGAAGAAGAGGGAUCCGGCCCUCCCAUCCCGGCUGGAGUGGGGGAGAAAGGGGGUGGUGGUCGAGCGACCCAGUCUUCACAUCCCCUGCUGGAUUAGGGGGGAGAACAGGAGGUGAAGAAGAAGAGGAGGAGGAGGAGGUGGUGGUGAUAGAGGGACAGGGAAUCAUCCAGAUCCUCACAUCUCCUGCUGGACGAGGAGGGAGAGAAAGGGGGUGAAGAAGAAGAAGGGGAGGUGGUGGUGGUGGGAGUGGGAUCCAUCCAGUCCUCACAUCCCCCAAGUGGAGAGGGUGAGGGAGAGGAGGAGGGAUCAGGCCCUCGUAUCCCGGGCAGCUGGAGGGGGAGGGAGGGAGGGAGAGUGAGGAGAGGGGAGAGGGAUCCAGCUCUCACAUCCCGGCUGGAGGAGGAGGGAGAGGGGGAGGAGGAGGAGGAGGAGGAGAGCAGCUCCCUCCCUCACUCACUCACCCACCAUGGCAGAGAUGGAGAAGGAGGGCAGACCGCCUGAAAGCAAGAGGAGCAGGAAGCCGGCUCACCCCGUCAAGAGGGAGAUCAACGAGGAGAUGAAGAAUUUUGCAGAAAACACCAUGAAUGAACUCCUUGGCUGGUAUGGCUAUGAUAAAGUGGAAUUAAAAGAAGGGGAAGACAUUGAGAUUAAGAACUACCCACUGGAUCUUGAGGGUCGCCAACACGUGUCCGUGUUGAAAGAAAAUUCCUUGCCAAAACUGAAACUGUCUGAAGACAGUGUCAUAGCUUCACCAACAAACUCCAUUUCGAGCUACCCGGGGAUGACGGCUGGGAACGGCUUGUCGGAUUCACCGGCCGGAUCGAAGGAUCAUGGGGUUGCUUCAAUCAUCAUGCCACUCAUCCCACCGCCAAUACUCAAGCCGCCAACAGAUGAUGAGCUGAUAAACGUGCAGAUAGUGUGCGCCUGGUGCCAGAAGCUGGGGAUUAAGCGCUACUCCCUCAGUAUGGGCAGCGAGGUGAAGAGUUUCUGCAGCGAGAAGUGCUUUGCCGCCUGCCGACGGGCCUACUUCAAACGCAACAAGAGUGUACCAUUAACCACGGAUGGUUGUCCGUUUGAAAGUAGUCCUGGCUCCCAUCAUGUCCAACAGGAUAGAAUAAAAGACACAACAGUGUGUGACUGGUGUAAGCACAUACGACACACUAAGGAGUACCUGGACUUUGGUGACGGGGAGCGUCGCCUGCAAUUCUGCAGCGCCAAAUGCCUCAACCAGUACAAGAUGGACAUUUUUUACAAAGAGACGCAGGCCAACCUCCCGGCGGGCUUGUGCAGCACCAUGCACCCGGCGGCAGCGGAGAAGAAGUCCGAGCACAUGGGCGUGCAGCAGCUGCUGACUCCAGAGUCUUGGAACAUGCCGCUGUCUGACAUUCGCAGGAAGCCGCCGUCCCCGGUGGCACCUUGCCCGCAGAGCCAAGUCCCCGUCCCCUCCUCCUCCUCCCCGUCCGACCACCCAGCCAAGCUCCACACCCCCGUCUCCAAGGCGAGCGGGACGAUGGAUGGCCCCGGUGUCCAGGUCCAGCAGCCGCUGCCCCCCGGGCUGGGCGGGGUAACCGUGGGCAACAACCCCCCCUCCAUGGUGAUGACCAACCGCGGGCCGGUCCCUCUGCCCGUCUUCAUGGAGCAGCAGAUGAUGCAGCAGAUGUGCCCCCCGCCGUACAUCAGGGGGCCCCCGCCACCUCACACCCCGAGCCCCAACAGCCCGCUCUCCAACCACCUGGUCCCAGGGCUAGGCCCCAGGUCCAUGGGCCCCAACUCCAGCCCCAUGCAGCACCGCUCCAUGCUCUCGCCCCACCCCCCACAUACCCCCCCCCCCCACCCCCAGGGCUUGCUCCCGCCCUCGGCCGCCCCCCCCCCCUCCCCAACGUCUCCCUUCCCCCCACACAACCUGAUGGCCAACAGCGGCCACAUGCACCUGCCGCACCUGAUGAACUUUGGCGUGCCCUCGCUCUCCCCGCUGGUGCCCCCCCCCACCCUGCUGGUGCCCUACCCCCUGAUCGUGCCGCUGCCCGUCCCCAUCCCCAUCCCCAUCCCCAUCGGCCACGGCUUCAGCUUCGGCCCGCGGAGCGGCGGCUCGAACGGCCUGGUGGGCUCCAGGGCCGGCGAGGACGCUGGCAAGGAGGCCGCCAAUUCCCCGGCUUCCACCGGCCACUGCAAGCCCCCCACCAUCAAGAGCCCGAGCUCCCCCUUCAACCUGCCGCCCCCGCCCCCGCCCCCCUUCCCCCUCGACGCCAGCCGGGGCGACAUCGUCGACCUGACCCUCAGGCUGAACGGCCCGGCCUUUCAAGGCGACUUCCCGCCCUUUUUCCCCGACGCCUCAGACUUCCCGCACAACGAGGUCAUCGACCUGACCAUGAGCCGUCGAAGCAGACUCAAUCACGCCCUCCACCCGCCCCUGCGGGCGUCCGUCAAGGUGGAGGACGAGAGCGAAGGCCGGAGCCUGGUGGACUUGACCCUUUCCAGUCCGGACAAACGGAACUGCUUGGACUGUAGGGACUCGGACCCUCUUGAGCCCAAGGUGUUGGCGUGCAGUGGCGUCUCCCACUGCCUGCACUCGGGAGACUCGGACACCACCGCCAGCACCACGUCGCCUUGCAAGCCGCUCACCAACGGCACCAAGGACCUGGACGGUCCCCACUGCUUGGAGAGCCCCUCAGACCAACAGCAACCACAAGCCAACAACAACCAAGAACCACAGUCGCCGCCCACACCGCAGUCGCCACCGCGGCUACAACAACAACAACAACAACAGGCGCUGGAGACGAUCGCCGCCAACGAGCUGGAGUCAGUCAAAGAAAACAACUGCUCGUCGAACUGUGCGCUGGAGGUGGUAGAGGCAGGUAAGAAGGCCUCCGUUGCAUCACCCCCGGGUGGGGUGGACAGGCAGGAUGUGAGUCACAAUCCUGCAGAUGAGGACCAUGCAUAUGCCUUGAGAGUAGUGCGCAAGACAGGCUGCUUCGUACAGCCUGUGCCAAAAGCCACCGAAAAGACUGCCAUAGCACCCUGCCUAACCUCCACGCCAAUACUCAACACAGGCCCCGACGACAGUCCGCCGCCCGCCAAACGCAGAUGUCUCCGGAUUCGAAACCAGAACAAGUAAAGGUAUCUCGCUUGACAGCCCGCUGAGCAGCUUGGAGCGGUGGACCAGCGGCGUGACCUACCCCGCCGCGGCCACGACGGCGGCAUCCGGCAGCUCGCCCGACCGGCACGCUUCCAGCCAAGUGAUAUCUCAUCGCAAGA
Messenger RNA from Leucoraja erinaceus (little skate), 3423 nucleotides. RefSeq names its product sine oculis binding protein homolog (Drosophila) a (gene sobpa). The record is from RefSeq and is a predicted model, not a curated record. Gene Ontology annotation, biological process: animal organ development. Gene Ontology annotation, cellular component: nucleus. NCBI's taxonomy places the organism in Eukaryota, Metazoa, Chordata, Chondrichthyes, Rajiformes, Rajidae.